Molecule: messenger RNA, 864 nt
Organism: Ostreococcus tauri
Lineage: Eukaryota; Viridiplantae; Chlorophyta; Mamiellophyceae; Mamiellales; Bathycoccaceae
Product: Zinc finger, RING/FYVE/PHD-type
Exons: 3
Coding region: 1-864 (287 amino acids)
Source: RefSeq, a predicted model, not a curated record
AUGUUGGCGUGCAACGCGUGCUGGUGUUCGCUCGACAGCGGAUCAGCGUACAUAUCCCAGUGCGAUCACGUGUACUGUGAAAAGGACAUUCACAUGGCCCUGGAGCAGCGCCAAUGUCUCGUUUGUGCGACAAAGAUGGAGGAGAGAGAUAUUCGCGUCUCGGAAGUGCAACCAGACCUCUCGGAGCUUCAACGCAAGCUUGCUGGCUACUCCCCGAACGACAUGCUGACGGCUGUUGCUCACGGAAUCAAAUUUUGGGACGAUCAACUCGAGCUUAGAUACAGAACUGAAGUUGAGAAGUCUUUCACAAGUGCGCAGAGGAACGCUGAAAUGUACAAGCGGAAACUACAGGACGUGCAUGGCGCGUACAAGAAGGCUAAAGCGAAACAAGAUGAGCUCUGGAACCAGCUGAAAGAGCGCGAGAACGAAAUUCAAGAGUUACAAAGCCGUUAUGAAGAAAAAAGCCGACAGAAGCAGCAUUUAGAAGGUGGUUCAACUGGACACAGACCUAGUCUUGGGGGAGUGAGAACUGUGAACUUCCAGGGUCACACGGCGCCUAUGAUGCCGCAGUCUGGGGGGCGAAUCGACACUCGCCUUCGAGCGGAGCCAGAGAAUUGGAUGAAGCAGCAAAAUCCCUUGCUAGGCAAAUCCCGGCAAAGCUCAGACCUGCGUCACGAGGGUGUGCCGAAUCGCGCUCCAAGCAUCACUCGAAGCUUUGAUAGUGGCUUGACGCCGCCCACGGCUUCACGAGAAUCGCGCGAGCGAGCAUUUCGCCCCCUUUCGCCUUACACUCGUCAAGCGUCCGAUUUACCUCAGCAUCCCGGACGCGACCCUGGUUUGUUUUCAAAGCGGCGUGUUUUCUGA